GGAGGCCAUGGAUUGGAGUCGGGAUCUCGUUCGGGUGCUCGGAGAGAGGCGAGUAUGGCGCAGCGGAGGGCGGCGGCGGGGCGGCCGUCCGGAACCGACGGCUCCGACUUCUCCUACCGCAUGGUCGUCGACCCCAGGUAUACCAAGGUGGCCGAAGGAAAGUCUCGUCUCCGGAUCCUGAUCGCUGCCCAGGGUGUCAGUUUGGUGUUGGCCUCUUUAUUGGUGUUUUUGGCUGCGUCACAAGAAAGGAGCUUUGAUAAUUUUGCUAUUAUAACAAUUUCAAUUGGAUUCAUAUCUCUUUUAAUUGGAGAAAUAGGUCAAAGGCGUAGCCAUGUGAAUUUGUUGAGGUUGUAUGUCAGUGCAUCAUCUAUUGCAACUGCACUUUCAGUUGCCUGUAUCAUUCGGAGCAACUUGUUCUUUGAGGUUAUUCAGCAUCAGAGCAUAGCAGGUGCCAAAACAUAUGAGCUGGUUGAGGCUGCUCGCAUUUUAUUUGGUAUUUUGCUGCAAGUUUUUGUGAUUAUCACAACUAUCAGCCUGGUGCACAACAUGUCACCAAAAAGAGCUUCCUGAGCGCAAUCUUGGCUCUCUAAAUAUUUACGUUGGUUCACAAAAACAUGAAGAUGUUGUGCCAAGCACUAAAUCCUGUUUGCAGAUUUCUAGUCUCAGAAUCAGGGUUCCAUCUGUCUGAAACUCAUAUGCUGACCAAAGAAUAUUGUACUAUAAAGAUUUUGUAUCUUCUCUACAUCAUUUUCAAAUUUCUGAAACAGAUGUGCUUGUUCUCCCUGGUUUGAUGAAGUUUUGAGUAAACAAUAAUUAAGUUAUUGUAA
Messenger RNA from Dioscorea cayenensis subsp. rotundata (Guinea yam), 827 nucleotides. RefSeq lists its product as uncharacterized. Lineage: Eukaryota; Viridiplantae; Streptophyta; Magnoliopsida; Dioscoreales; Dioscoreaceae. The coding region runs from base 55 to 570 and encodes 171 amino acids. The record is from RefSeq and is a predicted model, not a curated record. Gene Ontology annotation, cellular component: endoplasmic reticulum membrane. Gene Ontology annotation, biological process: endoplasmic reticulum organization; vesicle-mediated transport. The transcript is spliced from 6 exons.